GCUACCCCUCCGCCCUCUGCGUCUCGGCCCCCGCCCUCCGCGUCUCGCCCCCCACCCUCUGCGUCUCGCCCCCCGCUGCCCCCUCUGAUGGACCGCAUGAGGAAGAUCAAGCGGCAGCUGUCCCUCACCCUGAGGGGGGGCAACAGUGGGGACAAGACCAGCGAGACCAUCAGCCCUCAGGACACAGCGCACAGUCACAGUGACUCCGGUACAGUGGCUGAUACAAACCAACACAAUACAGUGACUCCAGUACAGGCUGACCCAUACAAAGUUACCUACAGUGCAUUUGGAAAGUAUUCAGACCCCUUGACUUUUUCCACAUUUUGUUACGUUACAGCCUUAUUCUAAAAUGGAUUCAAUAAAACAUUUUCUUCAUCAAUCUACUCAUAAUACCCCAUAAUGAAAAAGCGAAAACAGGUUUUUAGAAAUGUUUGCAAAUGUAUUAAAAAUAAAAAACAGAUAACUGAAGUAUUCAGAUCCUUUGCUAUGAUACUCGAAAUUGAGCUCAGGUCCAUCCUGUUUCCAUUGAUCAUCCUUGAGAUGUUUCUACAACUUGAUUAGAGUCCACCUGUGGUAAGUUCAAUUGAUUGGACAUGAUUUGAAAAGGCACACACCUGUCUAUAUAAGGUCCCACAGUUGACAGUGCAUGUCAGAGGAAAAACCAAGCCAUUAAGUUGAAGGAAUUGUCCGUAGAGCUCAGAGACAGGAUUGUGUUGAGGCACAGAUCUAGGGAAGGUUACCAAAACAUUUCUGCAGCAUUGAAGAUCCCCAAGAACCCAGUGGCCUCCAUCAUUCUUAAAUGGAAGAAGUUUGGAACCACCAAGACUCUUCCUAGAGCUGGCCGCCCAGCCAAACUGAGCAAUCGGUGGAGAAGGGCCUUGGUAAGGGAGGUGACCAAGAACCCGAUGGUCACAGCUCCAGAGUUCCUCUGUGGAGAUGGGAGAACCUUCCAGAAGGACAACCAUCUCUGCAGCACUCCACCAUUCAGGCCUUUAUGGUAGCGUGGCCAGACGGAAACCACUCCUCAGUAAAAGGCACAUGACAGCCCGUUUGGAGUUUGCCAGAAGGCACCUAACGACUCUCAGACCAUGAGAAACAAGAUUCUAUGGUCUGAUGAAACCAAGAUUGAACUCUUUGGCCUGAAUGCCAAGUGUCACGUCUGGAGGAAACCUGGCACCAUCCCUACGGUGAAGCAUGGUGGUGGCAGCAUCAUGCUGUGGGGAUGUUUUUCAGCGGUAGGGACUGGGAGACUAGUCAGGAUCAAGGGAAAGAUGAAUGGAGCAAAGUACAGAGAGAUCCUUAAUGAAAACCUGCUCCAGAGCGCUCAGGACCUCAGACUGGGGCGAAGGUUCACCUUCCAACAGGACAACGGCCCUAAGCACACAGCCAAGACAACGCAGGAGUGGCUUGGAGACUUGUCUCCGAAUGUCCUUGAGUUGCACAGCCAGAGCCUGGACUUGAACCCGAUCAAACCUCUGGAUAGACCUUAAAAUAGCUGUGCAGCGACGCUCCCCAUCCAACCUGACAGAGCUAGAGAGGAUCUGCAGAGAAGAAUGGGAGAAACUCUCUAAAUACAGGUGUGCCAAGCUUGUAGCGUCAUACCCAAGAAGACUCGAGGCUGUAAUCGCUGCCAAAGGUGCUUCAACAAAGUGCUGAGGAAACGGUCUGAAUACUUAUGUAAAUGUUAUAUUUCCUGUUUUUUUUUUUUUAUACAUUUGCAAAAAAUUCUAAAAACCAGUUUUUGCUUUUUCAUUAUGGGGUAUUGUGUGUAGAUUGAUGAAGAAAAAAAACAAUUUUAGAAUAAGGCUGUAACGUAACAAAAUGUGGAAAAAGUCAAGGGGUCUGAAUACUUUCCGAAAACACUGUACACAAUACAGUGACUCCAAUACCGGCUGACGCCUACCAAGUUACCAACACAAUACAACUGUAGGCUACCACAACCCUUAAUUAUUACACUGUAACAACUAAUCUGGCAAUAUCUUUGACCAAUUAGGCCUAAUUGUCAAAGAAGUAAUAACAAGUGAAACUGCGGACAGCUUUGUAGUUCAAUGUGCAGAAUAUUUAGUUUAGUUUGGACCAUCAUUAUGCUGAAGGUGGGAGUUAUUUUAUCCUUCAUUUCAUAAUGGUGAUAUGAAAAACGAAACGGUGUGAUGAAAAGCGUUUUGCCCUUAUCGCACAGCACUCAAAUUGAGUGACUCAACUGAUAUUCUUACCAGAGACAAAAUGUGUAAUCUCCAAAUGUUUAGAACUAUACUCAUAAAUAUUUCAAUUAGGUCUGCUGUAAAAGGUUACAUUUCUUUCUCCUUAUACAAGCAUGUCACACAUGACUGGGCGACCUCAAACCAACGGUGACUCAGUAUCAUUUGUGGGAGUACUUUACAUGCCACGGAGUAGUGUCACUCUUGUGCAAAGCUCUGCAGUGCACACACUAUACCCUUCUAUGGCUUCUCUGCUACAGGGAAUACAUGGUUUAGGGUAGUGGAUGCGGUAGACCAUCACUCACAGAUUCACACACAAAAUAGACCUAGCUACACUAUUCCAAAUCCUAUAUGGCUCCCUCCUGAAGGAUCUGGUGAUGAUGGGAUGGGAUGGGGGGAGUGUGUGUGUGGGAUAACGGCGCUUCUGGUUCCUGCUUGCUAUUCUUCAUUUAAUUCCGACGCAUGUCUCUUCCAGCAUGGCUCUCUGUGCUCUAAUACUGGCUGUAUUGAUGCUGUCUCAGGAGGUUUCAAUGAAACGACUUCAGUCUACUCGCCUCAACUUGACUCCCUGGUGGAAAAAAAACAACUACAACUAAUUUGUGCAAUAAAACCAAUCAACAUUUUAAUAAAAUAAAAAACAGUUUAGAAUGAAAAUUAAUUUGGCUUUGUGAAGUAAUGAAUAAAGUGCUGUUGCGUAACAUAAUUUACCAUCAAUUGUGUCCAUAAGAGAUUAUUAGAGGCGGUAAGCACGGGCCACAUCUGGCCUGUACAAUACAAUGAAGCCAAUUCAUGCAGCUCAGAAACUUCUCAGUAACCCUGUUGCUAAUACUGAAGGUUUUCCUUGUCAAUUGACCCCAUAUAUUUUUGUCUUCCAGUGUGUAUUAACCUCUUUUGGAAAGUGAAUCGCAUGCUCUGAAAGAUGGACGUGUGUACGUGUUUUCCCUGUUCAUUUGGUUGAUCCUUUCAUUUAAAGUUACCUGCUCUUUUUCUUUCUUGUCUUUCCUUCCCUGUUUCUUCUCAUCUUAACCACCAUUACUCUAUUCCUCUCUACCAAAUGUUACUGCCUACCUCUCUAACAUUUUCUCUACCUCUGUAACAUUUUCUCUACCUCUGUAACAUGUUCUCUACCUCUGUAACAUGUUCUCUACCUCUGUAACAUUUUCUCUACCUCUGUAACAUUUUCUCUACCUCUGUAACAUUUUCUCUACCUCUGUAACAUUUUCUCUACCUCUGUAACAUUUUCUCUACCUCUGUAACAUUUUCACCACUUCUGUUACAUUUUCACCACUUCUGUUACAUUUUCCCCAAUAAUACAUCUUCAUCCAUUACUUUAAUUUGUUUUUCUCUUUAUUUUUCUCUUCUUUCUUUCUACACCUCCUCCCCCCUUUGUUGUCCUGUCUUCAUCCCAAUCAUUAUCCGUUUCCUCUUUCAUUUGCUUUGGCCUCCUUUGAUGUCUGUACCCCUGUCCCCCAUCAUAUCAUGCCCUGCCGUACCCUGUGUCCCCCUUCCACCACACCACCUCAAACCCACCUCCACCUGCAUUGUCCUUCGUGUCUCCCACCCGUACCCCAUUCCUCCCUCCUGUGUGUGUCUCCCCCUGUGUCUCUGCCUCCCCACCCUUCUCUCUCCCAGAGACCAUGUCAGUGCGGGGCGGUGGCACUGGCAGUUUGCGGGGUUCAGUGCGAGCCGGUGGUGGUGGAGGCUCGUUCAGCAUGCACUCCCUGCUCCAGUCGUACGGCUCCGCCCUGCGCCGACCACGCAGCCUGGGCCGCAGCCUCAGCUCCUAUCUCAACCACACCACACGCCUGGGUACAAAACACUUGGCCCACACAGGGAAGGGGAAUGUGUGUGUGUCUGCUCUGGGAGUGUGUGUGUGACCUCUGGCCACAAGUGCGUGAGUGUAUAUGUUAAGGGUGUGUCAUGUUAUGACUGGUAAUGCUGUAGACUUACAGUGCCUUCAGAAAGUAUUCACACCCCUUUGACUUAUUCCACAUUUUGUUGUGUUACAGCCUAAAUCCAAAAUUGAUUAAAUAGAUUUUGUUUUCUCUCACCAAUCUACACACAAUACCCCAUAAUGACAAAGUCAAAACAUGUUUUCAGAAAUGUUUGCAAAUGUAUUGAAAAUUAAAUAAUGAAAUAUCUCAUUUACAUAAGUAUUCACACCCCUGAGUCAAUACUUUGUAGAAGCACCUUUGGUGGUGAUUACAGCUUUCAGUCGUCUUGGGUAUGUCUGUAUCAGCUUUGCUUGGCGGUGAUUACAGCUUUCAGUCGUCUUGGGUAUGUCUGUAUCAGCUUUGCACAUCUAGAUUCUGGGAUUGUCUCCCAUUCUUCCUUGCAGAUUUUCUCGUGCUCUUAAGUUAGAUAGGGAGAGGCAGUGAACAGCAAUCUUUACGUUUUUCCACAGAUUUUCAAUGGGAUUCAAGUCUGGGCUUUGGCUGGGCCACUCAAGGACUUUCACAAUCUUGUUUUGAAGCCAUUCCAGCGUUGCUUUGGCUGUAUGCUUGGGGUUAUUGUCCUGUUGGAAUGUAAAUCUUUGCCCCAGUCUAAGGUUGUUUACACUCCAUCCUUACCAGUCUCCUAGUCCCUGCUGCUGAAAAGCAUCCCCAUAGCAUGAUGCUGCCACCACCAUGCUUCACGGUAGGGAUGGUGUUAGAUGGGUGAUGAGCUGUGCCUGGUUUUCUACAGACAUAGCACUUUGCAUUCAGGCCAAAGAGUACAAUUUUUGUCCCAGCAGAUCACAGAAUUGUUUGCCAUAUGAUCUCAGUCUUUCACAUGCCUUUUUGCAAACUCCAGGUGUGCUGUCAUGUGCCUUUUUCUCAGGAGUGGCUUCCGUCUUGUCACUCUCCCAUAAAGCCCAGAUUGGUGAAGUGCUGUAGAGACUGUUGUCCUUCUACCAGGUUCUCCCAUCUCAGCCAUGGAACUCUAGUUCUGUCCGAGUGGUCAUUGGGUUCUUGGUCACCUCCCUGACCAAGGCCCUUGCCCGGUGGCUCAGUUUGGUCAGACGGCCAGCUCUAGGCAAUCUGGGUAGUUACAUAUUUUCUCAAUUUCUCAACGAUGGAGACCACUGUGCUCUUGGAAACUUUCAACACUCUAGAAAUUGUUUUAUACCCUUCCCCAGAUAUAUGCCUCAUCACAAUUAUAUCUCGGAGAUCUACGGACAGUUCCAUGGACUUCAUGGUAUAGCUUCUGCUCUGACAUGCACUGUCAACUGUGGGACCUUAUAUAGACAGGUGUGUUUCUUUCUAAAUCAUGUCCAAACAAUUGAAUUGGCCACAGGUGGACUCCAAUCAAGUUUUAGUGACAUCUCAAGGAUGAUCAAAGGACACUGGAUGCACCUGAGCUCAAUUUGGAUUGUCAUAGCAAAGGAGUGUGAAUAGUUAUGUAAAUGAGAUUUUUGUAUUUCAUUUUCAAUAUAUUUGCAAACAUUUCACUUUGUCAUUAUGGGGUAUUGUGUGUAGAUGGGUAAAAAAAAAUAAUGUUUUAAUCCAUUUUGAAUUCAGGCUGUAACGCAACAAACUGUGCAGUAAGUCAAGGGGUAUGCAUACUUUCUGAAUGCACUGUUUAUGCCAGUUUUUUUUUUGUCCUCUUAUGGGAUUAAGUUAAUUACGUAUUUGAAUACUGUUUGGAGAGUAGGUGUAAAAGCUGAUAAGCACAUCACACCAGUGCUGUAUAACAAGUUAACAACAGUGAGUGAAACCUGUAAUAGUUGUAGUGGGAGAGAACCGUGAAGAAACAAACGCUAAGACAUCAGGGAAGAUGUGCUUUAGCACUCAAACCUUACUGUGAUGGCAGUAGCAGAUACACCGCAUGCUCAACUCCAAGUGCCUUUUUACCAAAACGCUUCCCCGGUUUUCCCAGAAAGCAAACAUAUAAAGAAAGUGAACAGACACAGGGCGAGUAAAAAGUUAUUGUCAAUAGUAGUAAGAUUAUGAUAGUUAGAUUGCGAUAGGACAUCGAGAGCUGGUAACCCUAGCACUCUUCUAUGUGGACCAGGAGUUGAGUGUGUUGCUGUGUGUUUGUACAGAGAUAGUCCAUGAAGAUGUGAAGAUCGGCUCUGAUGGGGAGAGUGACCAGGUCUCGGCCACCUCUUCUGAUGAAGUACACAGUCCUGUCAAGGUCCGCCUCAGGAACAACUCUGUACGCAAGAUAUCCACCGAGGUACACUCAUACAUUCUCACACACACACACACACACACACACACACACACACACACACACACACACACACACACACACUCUCUCUCAUAACACAUGAGGUGUUGUAUCCUAACCUUUAACCUUUAAACUCUAACCUUGCAUCUUUUCUGUUAGGAUAUAAACAAGCGGUUGUCCUUGCCUGCGGACAUCCGUCUCCCAGACGGCUACCUGGAGAAGUUCUGUCUGAACAGUCCUCUUUUUGACAAGCCUCUGAGCCGGAGGCUAAGGAGAGUCUCCCUGGUAGGUUACUGCCCUCUCCCUCUCUCAAACCUGCUCCAUGUCCUCAUGCUCACUCUGUCUGGCCCAUGCUCACUCUGUCUGGCCCAUGCUCACUCUGUCUGGCCCAUGCUCACUCUGUCUGGCCCAUGCUCACUCUGUCUGGCCCAUGCUCACUCUGUCUGGCCCAUGCUCACUCUGUCUGGCCCAUGCUCACUCUGUCUGGCCCAUGCUCACUCUGUCUGGCCCAUGCUCACUCUGUCUGGCCCAUGCUCACUCUGUCUGGCCCAUGCUCACUCUGUCUGGCCCAUGCUCACUCUGUCUGGCCCAUGCUUUUUUCAUGAGCUGUCUUGUCCCUGUGUGUGUUAAGCUCUUAAGACUCUCCCUCCUGCAUUUUAGUUCUUGUAUUUUCAUGUGCACUACAAUUUUGUUCACCCUUGCUGUUAUGCCUUGCUAUCCUGUUCCUCCACCAUUUUCUUUCAUUCAUAUUUAUUCAAGGUCGGAGCUUAUUCAUUCACUGCCAGACAUCUCAACAGAAGUGGUUGCACGUGUCUUGAUGAGAUUGACCUUCAUUGUAUCAUCUUCCUGGAUAAAGCCAGUCCCGUAGUUCAUCUUCCUGGAUAAAGCCGGUCUCGUAGUUCAGCUUCCUGGAUAAAGCCAGUCUCGUAGUUCAUCUUCCUGGAUAAAGCCGGUCUCGUAGUUCAUCUUCCUGGAUAAAGCCGGUCUCGUAGUUCAGCUUCCUGGAGAAAGCCAGUCUCGUAGUUCAGCUUCCUGAAUAAAGCCAGUCUCGUAGUUCACCUUCCUGGAUAAAGCCAGUCUCGUAGUUUGUAACAAUGUUCUGGAGUCUGUCUGUCUGUCAUAUUUGUGAAUAACAAAGCAUGUUCUCAUUCUGUGAUUUUACACGUGGUAAGACUUCUAUAAUCAUCUAAAGAUAUACUGUGUUUUUUCUCUCAGUCAGAGAUUGGCUUUGGGAAGCUGGAGACCUAUGUGAAGCUGGAUAAGCUAGGAGAGGUAUGCAGUUUCACACAUAUACAUUUCACAUUACCCCUCAGGCCUUGUUGAUUUACUCUCAACCUCUGCUGCCAAACAUUUGUCCUGGCAGUGUUGAGGUUUGCUUCUGCUACUAUUCACAUGUAGUGUAUGUACGUUUACUGCUUACAUUAUGUGCUCGUACUGUAGUCUGUAUGUAAGUACUGUCUCUCUCCCCCAGGGAACCUAUGCCACGGUAUACAAAGGGCGCAGCAAGCUGACAGACAACCUGGUGGCCCUGAAAGAGAUCCGGUUGGAGCACGAGGAGGGGGCUCCCUGCACCGCCAUCAGAGAGGGUGAGACCACCACGCCACCACAGGGCUGGCACUGGGCACGGUACCCAAACACCUUUGUGUCGGGUGGGCCUGGGCCCGGGCCGCCAGCUAAAAAUAAAACCCAACAGGUUGGAAAGUGGAAACCAGAGCAAGCCAAGGGAGCACUGGCUAUUUACAGGAUUGACCUCAGUCACACACAGUUGCUGCUGCUGCAACUGGCCUCAGAUAUGGAAAUAGUUAAGUCUGGUUUUUAAUCAUGCGUUGGUUAUCUCUCUCUCCCCCAGUGUCUCUGCUGAAAGAUCUGAAACACGCCAACAUAGUGACCCUCCAUGACAUAAUCCACACGCAGAAGUCUCUCACGCUGGUCUUUGAGUACCUGGUGAGUCAUCGUCCACACAGAAAGAAAGAGAAGUAAAACAGAGUGACACGCGUCACACACACUGUUCAUCUGUCGGCUCCUUACAUUUAGAAUGAAAACAAAUCCAAAUGUAUUUGUUUGUGCCAGUGUCAACAUUUGUGUAAAUAAUUUGUGAUUUGUCACGCAGGAUAAAGACCUUAAGCAGUAUCUGGAGGACUGUGGCAACUCUAUCCACAUGCACAAUGUGAAGGUGAGGCACAUAUCAGCCUACAAUACCUUGACAAAUGAUAUACAUUACAUGCUUUAGCAUGUAUCAUAAAACAGGGAAUUCUAUCAUUCCAGUCCGAAGUAUACAUUUCCUUAACAAUAGAUGAAUUGGCACGGUGCUAAUAGUUUUUUUAAUGUGUAAUUAGUGAUUAGUAGGGUCUUAUUGGUGUUUUUUGUCUUUGCACAUUGUCUCCCUAUGGCUCUCUCUCACCUACAGUAUACCUCUCAUAUCUCAGUGUGUCCCUGUGUCUCUGGGUGGUCUGUGGUAUUAUCAUGUCUGUGUCUCAGUGUGUCCCUUUGUCUCUGGGUGGUCUGUGGUAUUGUCAUGUCUGUGUCUCUGGGUGGUCUGUGGUAUUAUCAUGUCUGUGUCUCUGGGUGGUCUGUCUCAGUGUGCCCCUCUGUCUCUGGGUGGUCUGUGGUAUUGUCAUGUCUGUGUCUCUGGGUGGUCUGUGGUAUUGUCAUGUCUGUGUCUCUGGGUGGUCUGUGGGUGGUCUGCGUCUCUGGGGGGUCUGUGGGUGGUCUGCGUCUCUGGGGGGUCUGUGGGUGGUCUGCGUCUCUGGGGGGUCUGUGUCUCUGGGUGGUCUGUGUCUGUGGUAUUGUCAUGUAUUUGCAGUGUUCUUAUCUCCUGUCUGUUACUGUGUCUGUCCUCCUCAGCUCUUCCUGUUCCAGCUGCUGCGUGGCCUCAACUACUGCCACUGCCGCAAAGUCCUCCACAGAGACCUCAAACCCCAGAACCUGCUCAUCAAUGACCGCGGAGAGCUCAAACUGGCUGACUUUGGUCAGUACCUCCUCUAACUGUACAGACAGAGUCUUAUCACCACACCUCAGAAGUCUCUGUGGAACCAGAGUGUUAUCUGUAGUGCUUCAGUUUAACGUCCUCAAUAGUCUGUUGAGAGUAACGACAAAACAGUACGGUAAGAAAAAAGGACAUCAGUGUUUUGUUGGUAGCAAAAAUAGUUUUUCCGGUGUAAUAAGCCAAUAUGCCCCAAGAGCCUCUUUCACAAACUGUCCUGUUAAAAUGUUAAGCUUCUUUCAAGCGUUUUGGUGAAUAGUGAGUCAUGUUUUUGUCUCAGGCCUGGCCCGGGCUAAGUCCAUUCCCACCAAGACAUACUCCAACGAGGUGGUGACGCUAUGGUACCGUCCCCCAGACAUCCUCCUAGGAAGCACUGACUACUCAACACAGAUAGAUAUGUGGUAGGAAUACACUAUUGUUCAUAGCCAAUCAGGUUGAUAUUGAAGUUUCGUUAAAACAUUCUGUUAUAAAAUGUCAGUAAAGUUGUUAUAGUAACGUUAUAUUUUGCCUCUGUAGGGGAGUGGGUUGUAUCUUCUAUGAGAUGUCUACAGGCCGUCCCCUGUUCCCUGGCUCCACAGUGGAGGAGGAGCUGCACUUUAUCUUUAAACUGCUAGGUGAGACUGUACACCCGUCGCUGCCCAUCUUUCUCCAUGGUGUGGACCUGCCCUUUUGAAGGAAAGGAGAACAGGAGAAAAUGCCAUUUGGCACCAUUGAGAGGGCUAAGGACAUAAAAGAUCCCUUCCUUUUCAAUGUCUUGAGAGUUGAAGCACGUGUGUUUUGUGUCUGUUCCAGGUACACCCAAUGAGACGUCUUGGCCUGGAAUCACCUCCAAUGAGGAAUUUGUCUCGUACAACUACCCCCGGUACAGAGCGGACUGUCUACAGAACCACACACCCAGGUGAUGCAGUGCUCAUCACUGUGACUGCUUAUGACACGUUAGACCUGCUCGUUCAAUGAGAGUUACUUUAAUUUGUUGUGUAUUUGUUGUUUUUCCUAGACUGGACAAUGAAGGAGUGGAACUGCUGUCCAAACUGCUGCAGGUGAGACCACACCUGUGACAACAUUGUCAUCAUUGACAAACUCCCAUCUCACCUUUUUAGAUAAUCCUCCCGAUAGUCUUCGAGGUGUUCGUUGCCAUUAUCAACAGUAGACGUCGACAGUAGAGUGGAUCUGUUUUUCCGUCUGUGUUUCAGUUUGAGGGAAAGAAGCGUAUCUCAGCGGAGGAGGCCAUGAGGCAUCCAUACUUCCACAGUCUGGGAGACAGAGUGAUCACACUGCCUGACAGUGCGUUGGCCUUCACUCCUACACACAUGACACACACACACUCACACAACUAUAACAUUAUUAACAGCAGUGUAGUCUCAUGUCAUUGGUAAAUAAAUGUAUAAUAUGAAUGUAUCCUCUCCUAGCUACAUCAAUAUUUGCACUUCAAGACAUUCAGCUGGAGAAGGAGCCCGGAGAUAGAGCCAGCUCAUUGUCUGACUCGGGUAAGUUCCUCUCUUUACUGUGGUAUUUCAUCACAUAUACUAAAAGUCUUAUUUUAAUGUCCCAACUUCCUUUGUACGAAAUGUAAACUUAAUUGCUACAUCACUGUGUUCCAGAGCUCGUACAGGGAUGCCUAAGGUUCCGGCACACCUUAGGUAUAUUCAGUUCACUUCCUUCUCUCACGAGGAGGCUGCGAACCAUCCCCUUUUUUCCCCCUCUGAUGCACCAAUGUGUCAAGUCUAUCAACCCAUGACUUUUAACAAUGAAAAUGUAACCAUUCUCAAAACACCUCCUUAGAUUUUGAGGCUAGAAGAAUAUUGUAUGUCAAGAGUACUUUACGUUAUGUCAAGAGUACUUUACGUUAUGUCAAGAGUACUUUACGUUAUGUCAAGAGUACUUUACAUUAUGUCAAGAGUACUUUAUGUUAUGUCAAGGGUACUUUACAUUAUGUCAAGAGUACUUUAUGUUAUGUCAAGGGUACUUUACGUUAUGUCAAGAGUACUUUACGUUAUGUCAAUAGUACUUUACGUUAUGUCAAGAGUACUUUACAUACUUUACAUUUAUUUACAGGUGUACAUCCAUACAGAGCACAUUAGGUGAUCUUCACUUUCAAUGGAAAUUCCCACUGUUCAUCGUACUACAUACUGAUACACAAUCCUUUUAAGAAAGGAGUAGCAAGAGCAGUGUACUCAGAUAUUUAAGUACGCUAGGCUAGCUUUUUAUCAAUUUCGCCUCAGACAUUUGUUAGAAAUGAACACAAACAGCAUGCAUCACUGAACAGCACCUUGAAUACAAGACUAUCCUCGAACAAACACCAAGUCACAUCACAUCAACAGGGCUAGUGCACAGUACACUCCACCUCUGAAUGGUUAUAGGUUUUAUUUGCUAAAAUUGAUGUCUCUGGUUGGUCCCCUGUUCUUCCUGGUUGUGUUUGAUUGGUUGAAAGCAACACUCUGACCUGACAUGCCUGCCCUCAGCUCUGACUCAGGAGCAUUCAGUCCCCUGGUCAUUAUGCGUUGUAGUGGGCGCACCUCAGUCUGAUCACUGGUCGGUGUAGUGAUGGAGAAUGAGCUUCUCAUAAGAACCUGCUUCCCUUAACCUCCCGCCUGAGGAGCUCUCACUGGACCCAGACAAUCAGAGAAUCAUUAUUGGUGUUCUCUUGGCUAUUUAUGAGCUGUCUUUUACUGAGGAAAACAACGACUUUUUACUAAAUGUAAUAAAACACCGACUACUAAACCCCUGCUCAACAAUGAAAAUCAAUAUUCAAAUUAUGCCCAACACACACAGUAAAAAAUGUAAAGAGAAAUCGAUUGCCCUGUUUCUUACAUAAUCCAAAUAUCAGCCAUGGAUAGAAUGUGUGAGUUGUUUUGUAACACAGUUACAGUGAGGGAAAAAAGUAUUUGAUCCCCUGCUGAUUUUGUACUUUUGCCCACUGACAAAGAAAUGAUCAGUCUACAAUUUUAAUGGUAGGUUUAUUUGAACAGUGAGAGACAGAAUAACAAUAAAAAAAUCCAGAAAAAUGCAUGUAAAAAUUUUUAUAAAUUGAUUUGCAUUUUAAUUAGGGAAAUAAGUAUUUGACCCCCUCUCAAUCAGAAAGAUUUCUGGCUCCCAGGUGUCUUUUAUACAGGUAACGAGCUGAGAUUAGGAGCACACUCUUAAAGGGAGUGCUCCUAAUCUCAGCUUGUUAACUGUAUAAAAGACACCUGUCCACAGAAGCAAUCAAUCAAUCAGAUUCCAAACUCUCCACCAUGGCCAAGACCGACGAGCUCUCCAAGGAUGUCAGGGACAAGAUUGUAGACCUACACAAGGCUGGAAUGGGCUACAAGACCAUCGCCAAGCAGCUUGGUGAGAAGGUGACAACAGUUGGUGCGAUUAUUCGCAAAUGGAAGAAACACAAAAUAACUCUCAAUCUCCCUCGGCCUGGGGCUCCAUGCAAGAUCUCACCUUGUGGAGUUGCAAUGAUCAUGAGAACAGUGAGGAAUCAGCCCAGAACUACACGGGAGGAUCUUGUCAAUGAUCUCAAGGCAGCUGGGACCAUAGUCACCAAGAAAACAAUUGGUAACACACUACGCCGUGAAGGACUGAAAUCCUGCAGCGCCCGCAAGGUCCCCCUGCUCAAGAAAGCACAUAUACAGGCCCGUCUGAAGAUUGCCAAUGAACAUCUGAAUGAUUCAGAGGAGAACUGGGUGAAAGUGUUGUGGUCAGAUGAGACCAAAAUCGAGCUCUUUGGCAUCAACUCAACUCGCCGUGUUUGGAGGAGGAGGAAUGCUGCCUUUGACCCCAAGAACACCAUCCCCACCGUCAAACAUGGAGGUUGAAACAUUAUGCUUUGGGGGUGUUUUUCUGCUAACUUCACCGCAUCAAAGGGACGAUGGACGGGGCCAUGUACCGGCAAAUCUUGGGUGAGAACCUCCUUCCCUCAGCCAGGGCAUUGAAAAUGGGUCGUGGAUGGGUAUUCCAGCAUGACAAUGACCCAAAACACACGGCCAAGGCAACAAAGGAGUGGCUCAAGAAGAAGCACAUUAAGGUCCUGGAGUGGCCUAGCCAGUCUCCAGACCUUAAUCCCAUAGAAAAUCUGUGGAGGGAGCUGAAGAUUCGAGUUGCCAAACGUCAGGCUCGAAACCUUAAUGACUUGGAGAAGAUCUGCAAAGAGGAGUGGGACAAAAUCCCUCCUGAGAUGUGUGCAAACCUGGUGGCCAACUACAAGAAACGUCUGACCUCUGUGAUUGCCAACAAGGGUUUUGCCACCAAGUACUAAGUCAUGUUUUGCAGAGGGGUCAAAUACUUAUUUCCCUCAUUUAAAAUGCAAAUCAAUUUAUAACAUUUUUGACAUGCGUUUUUCUGGAUUAUUUUGUUGUUAUUCUGUCUCUCACUGUUCAAAUAAACCUACCAUUAAAAUUAUAGACUGAUCAUUUCUUUGUCAGUGGGCAAACAUACAAAAUCAGCAGGGGAUCAAAUACUUUUUUCCCUCACUGUAUAAUGAGAAAUUCAUGAUUACAUAAUUUCCUGCAUUAAUUAUUCAUCCGUCUUUCUGAGGCAUGUUCUGCUCUCUCACCCUAAACUCGUUCCUGUUAUAUCACAGAGGAAGGGUUAACCGUCCUGUAAUCUAACUCCUGAUUUAGCCUGAGGAGUGGGAUGGUAAUGAGAGGUUGGAUCUCUGACUCAUUCUCAUUUAAAACACUGCUGCUAUUCUAUCUACUUUAAGCUUAUCAACAAUGCGGAAGAGAAAAUUACAGUUUACUUCAACUAUGUUUGACGUUAAUACUGUGCAAUACUCCGUAUAGUAUAUUUUUAACAUGCAAACAUUUCGGCCUCCCAGGACUUGGUGUAUUUGAGAUUAGUGCAGAGUAAUUUGCAUUUCUCCCCUUCUUGUCACACCAAAGGGGAAUGCUGAUGUGACAUUGCUUGUGGGGACCUAACCCACUGAGUUGUCCUGUAUCAAAACCCUAUGUUUGUUCCUGCUCUUCUCGCUCUCUCUUUCUUUGGGCCCACGCCCACAUUCAUCUGUUUCAACACUGAAUUUGUAUUGUGGGCCCUGUUUUGACAAUGCAAAGUGAAAAUACGGCACUAGUGUCAAAUAAUACCAUAAUGCUCCCAAUAUCUGUACUUUAAUUUAUUUCAAAUAUUUUUUGGACAUCCAUGGAGGGCAGCGGUAAUUAAUGAUGGUUUAGAACGUAAUUAUGUGGAUACAAAACACGCAUUUGUGUUCCAUUUUGACACAAGUGCUGCUUAUUUACAUUGUCAACAUAUCACUGUGUGAGUGCUGUAUGUCUUCAUACUGUGUCAGCAGCACCUUUCUUAGCCUGAUGGAACCUUCUCCCGCUGGUCUCUGUUCAAGUACCUGUGAUGAUGAUGAGGAUGAGUGUUCUUCCUGGGAUCUAUCUCUCUCUCCUCUCACUGUCUCUCACUUCUGUCUCUCUCUCCUCACAGUGAACAGCAUAUCUCGACGACAGAGCCUGCUCUUCUGAGUGGAGUGGGAGAAACACGGAUGAACGAGAGGACGAGAAGCUGAGACAUUUCCGUGUGCGAUGAAGGGAUACAUAUUUAUCUUCUUUAUACCUUUUGAAUUGUCAUUGUUGGUCCACUUAGUGUUGAGAGAGGGUCACUAGCUGUUUACAUGUGCGACGAGGCUGAGGAGGAUAACUGUUAUUUUCUAAUUUGUUUGCGCUCAAUAUGCACUCUCUCCUCUAAAUAGAAGCGUUUACUGUCACAGACACACUCUUACCAUCACGUAUACUGUAAAUGCUGACAGGCAAAGAAAGCCUUACUGUUUUUCCUUAUAUAGCUAGCUACUGUGAUGUUUAGUUUACAGGCUGACAUAAUUGCAAUCCUGUAUAAUUCAAUUUAGACAUGUCAGGACAUUCUUUGAAUGCAAUAAUCAUCACCCGUAAAUUUUCACGGAUUUGGACCAAAGUUUUCGACUCACUUAAAUUAUGCACAUUGAUAUUGCAAUACCCCUAGCUAGAACCUUUCUAUUUUUGAUUGUAUAAUACCACAAUGAAGGAAUAAUUCGAAAAAUGACAAGGCUUGAAUAAGUGAUGAGUUGUCUUCUAACUGAGGGAGGAGUAAAAUGGCGAGGCUAUAGUGUCUCACCUUGGUCUUCCACACCCCAUCUCCACCACAGCAAGGAUAUACCAUCUAUCCCUCCCAUCUCCACCACAGCAAGGUUUUACCAUCUAUCCCUCCCAUCUCCACCACAGCAAGGUUUUACCAUCUAUCCCUCCCAUCUCC
Molecule: messenger RNA, 15549 nt
Organism: Coregonus sp. 'balchen'
Lineage: Eukaryota; Metazoa; Chordata; Actinopteri; Salmoniformes; Salmonidae
Source: the annotation of a GenBank genome assembly